AUGGAAGAGAAAAUUUUACAAACCCAUAUUACACUGUUAUUUUAUUUGAUGUUAAUAUUUUAUUUAAAUAAUUUUACAAUGAAUUUUAUUGAUAUGCCCAGAAAGCUGUUUAAAUGUGUAAAGGUGUAUUAUUCUUUUUUAAUAAUACUAACCAUAGUAGGAUUUUUUAAUCGAUUAUUUUCGUUAAUACGUGUAUUUAUAGUACAAACAGUUAACAGAAUUAUAAAUUCAUAUAUAAUAAAACAUAGAGUGAAAAAUGUACACAUAAACAGGAGUACCAUAAGGCUAAAAAGAAACAAUGGAAACUUAACAGUCAUAAAAAAUAAUGUUAUUUCAGGUUGUUUAACGUGCAAUGUGCAUAAGGAAGGUGCUCCAUGUAGCUCUUCAAUUGAUGAAAUAAAUUGUUCUAAUGCGGAAAGAACUGAAAAGGAGGAGAUUAGCAAGGAUAGAGGUGGUGAUAGCAUUAGCUGCUCGAUUAACAGUGAUAACAAUAAUGGAGGUAGUAGCUGUAGUAGUAGUAGUGAUAGUUGUAACUCGUGUGAACUUGCAGGAGUUACCAAAAAAAGAAAGAAACAUAGAAAACGAUCGUACAGUAUAUAUAAAUAUAUUAGUAGUGAUUUUUUUUGGAGGAAAAACAAGUAUAACUUGUUAGGAAAAGAUGAACGCAAACUUACAGAACAACAUAAUGAAGAUGUUGACAAUGAACAUGUUAAAAAUGCUGGGCUGUGUAACACCCCCGACCAGAAUAAGGAUGCGGAAACCGCUGCUGUCAAUGGAGUUAUGAGCGAAAGGGAGGAUAGUUCCCGGGACAGAGUACAAAACACUGAUGAUAAAGUAAACUCCGUUCGUAUAAAUAAGAAUUUAAAUUUUCAUAAUCAUUUAAGUAAACAAAAAUAUUCAAGUUUUUUUUCGAUCCUCUGUGACAUAAUAUAUAACUCCAAGAAUUACGUAAUAGUAAAUAACAACAUGAAAUGGUUAAGUGGCGAACCGAAUAGGGAUCUUAGUAACAGAAAGGGCAUAUAUGAUAAAAGUAAUAAUGAUAUGAACAGUUCAUGCGUAAAUGAAGCAAAUUCUUUAACGCUCAACAAACCAGAGAAGCGUGUGUUAAAAUCAAUUUUAAAAAAAGCCGUUUCCACUGAAGAAGGUAAUAUUUCCAAAAGUAAAAAAUGUAGUAAUAAACACAUACGAUUUAAUUCUCAUGUUGAAACAUAUUUUUUUGAAAAAUAUUCUUCUGAACAGGACAUGUAUAAUAAAAUUUAUGGAAAAAUACAUUUCACUAAGUUACUCGAUGAAUAUAAUUUAAUAAAUACUGACAUAUUUAGUUAUUACAAUAUGCGAUCAAAUUUAAAUGUAGUUUUUAAUGACAUAGUUAAUUCAGUAUAUGAUUAUAAGGAUAAAAUAGUUAAAAAGUUUUAA
This is a messenger RNA of Plasmodium malariae, 1416 nucleotides long. Its product is annotated as conserved Plasmodium protein, unknown function. Lineage: Eukaryota; Apicomplexa; Aconoidasida; Haemosporida; Plasmodiidae. The transcript has a single exon. The record is from RefSeq and is a predicted model, not a curated record. The coding region runs from base 1 to 1416 and encodes 471 amino acids.